GCCAUGGGGGCACGAGGGGCUUCCGGGGCUCAAGUUGGGGCUGAGUCGCUGCCUUAGGCCCCAAUGAGACUACCAUAUCAUCUUCCCGGCUUAGAGACAGUCUCCUCUUGUCACCCUUGGCAUGUGGGAACCUGAGAAGGUGGUGCCCGGUUCGGGUGCUGUGUUUACAUUUGGAAAAACUAAAUUUGCUGAAAAUAUUCCCAGCAAAUUCUGGUUUAAAAAUGAUAUAGCUACAUGUCUUGCAUGUGGAGAUGAACAUUCUGCUGUUGUUACAGGAAAUAAUAAACUUUACGUGUUUGGCAGUAACAACUGGGGCCAGUUAGGAUUAGGAUCAAAGUCAACUGUUAGGAAACCAACGUGUAUCAAAGACUUAAAGCCUGAAAAGGUGAAAUUGGCUGCCUGUGGUCGGAACCACACCCUCGUCUCAACAGAAGGAGGCAGAAUAUAUGCAGCUGGAGGAAAUAAUGAAGGACAGCUAGGGCUUGGUGACACUGAAGACAGAAAUACUUUUCAUCUAAUUGAAUUUUUUGCAUCCCAGCAUCGGUUUAAGUUUAAACAGCUCUCUGCUGGAUCUAACACUUCAGCUGCACUAACUGAGGAUGGAAAGCUUUUUAUGUGGGGAGACAAUUCUGAAGGGCAAAUUGGUUUAAAAAAUGUACCUAAUGUGUGUGUGCCUCAUCAAGUGACCGUUGGGAAACCCAUCAUCUGGAUCUCUUGUGGAUAUUACCAUUCAGCUUUUGUAACAAUUGAGGGGGAACUGUAUACAUUUGGAGAAACUGAGUGUGGGAAGUUAGGUCUUCCCAGAGAGCUGCUCAUGAAUCACAGAGUGCCCCAGAUGGUGCCUGGAAUUCCCGAGAAGGCGAUCCAAGUAGCUUGUGGUGGAGGGCACACAGCAGUUCUCACAGAGAAAACUGUGUACACCUUUGGGCUGGGACAAUUUGGUCAGCUGGGUCUUGGUACUUUUCUCUUUGCAACUCCAGUGCCCAGUGUCAUUAAGCCUGUUAAGGAGCAGAAAAUAAUUUAUAUUUCCUGUGGAGAACAUCACACAGCUUUCAUAACAGAUAUAGGUCUUCUGUAUACUUUUGGAGAUGGCCGAUAUGGAAAAUUAGGACUUGGGAUGAACAAUUUUACCAAUCAUUUCGCUCCUACUUUGUGCUCUAAAUUUUUGAAAUUUAUGGUUGAAUCGGUUGCCUGUGGUGGAUGUCACAUGCUAGUUUUUGCUUCUCCACGAGUUGAUAUAAUAGAAGUUGAUAUUCAUGAAAUGUACGAUUGUUGCAUAUCUCCGUUUACUUCUCUGCCUGUUAGCAAUCUGACCUCAGGAAAAGUACUUCAGAGAACUUUAUCAGCACGUGUGCGGCGAAGAGAGAGGGCGAACUCCCUAGAUCCUUUUCAGAUGACACAAGUACUACCUCCAAUUAAAGGGGCUCUUAGGCCACCUGUUCGCUGUUACCCCCGUUCAAUUCCUAUGUGGCUGUCUACAAUUGAUGUGCCAGAGAAAUCGAUGACUAAAAACGAGGGCCCCAUGCAGCCCAUGGAACCAGAUUACUUUGAAGAUACAAUGACUGAAUGGAAAGAGGCAGGUAGUUCUUCAACAGAGGAUUCAGAAAGCCUCGGAGAAACUACUGAUGUCUUAAAUAUGACACACAUGAUGAGAUUAAAUUCCAAUGAGAAGUCUUCAAAAUUAUCACCAAUUCAAAAACAAAAGGAUAACAGACUUUCAGAUGAUGAAGAUUCAGAAGACAAGGAUGAAGAAAUUGGUGAAUAUCUGGAAGGUGGAAAGAAAGCUGUAAGAGAAAAUGAAAAUGUUUCUGCAGAUAGCCACAGUGAAACCAUUGACAACUCAGUUGAAAAGGACAAAAAAACCAACCGAAUGGAACAGCCCACUUGUGAAUGCACUGAAAAUCCAAAAGAAAGCAUGUAUCAUCGUGCAAAGUACAGUUCUUCAGAAUGCCUGGAAGAUGAAUCCACACCAGGUAAAGACAUUAAAGUAUCAAAGAACGUUUUCCUCUUUAAGCAACUGUCAUUGAUAAAUCCAAAAGUUAUGAAGAAGAAGAAUGAAACACUCUCAGAAAAAAAAACAAUGGGAGAUGAAAUAGCUUUUAAAAACAGCAAAGAUGACCACAUGGGGCAAAAACAUCAAGCUACUUCACCCCUAAAUACAGCAAACACAUCAAGAACUUGUACAAUACUUUAA
Hipposideros armiger (great roundleaf bat) is the source of this 2194-nucleotide messenger RNA. It is a transcript of the gene RPGR, whose product is annotated as retinitis pigmentosa GTPase regulator. Bases 122 to 2194 code for a protein of 690 amino acids. Lineage: Eukaryota; Metazoa; Chordata; Mammalia; Chiroptera; Hipposideridae. The transcript has a single exon. The record is from RefSeq and is a predicted model, not a curated record.